GUUUCUCCCAGUUCUACCGUUAUUCACGACCGCACACCGAAACUAAUAAAGGCCCUAAACCCAACGAAAUGUCUCUAGUCACGAUUAGAAAUGUCGAGUUCCUGAACAAUCCCGCCAGAUUCUCAGAUACAUACCGCUUCCGCGUCACAUUUGAGUGUAUAGCGCCGCUACAAGAUGAUCUCGAAUGGAAACUCAUCUACGUGUCAUGUCCCGGCCAGGAAGAGCUAGAUCAGGAACUCGACGACUGUCUCGUUGGCCCAGUCCCAGUGGGCGUCAACUCGUUCGAAUUCGAAGGCUCUGCUCCCGAUCCAUCCAAAAUCCCACCAGAAGACGUCCUGGGAGUGGCAGCCCUCAUUCUCACAGGAUCCUACAAAGACCAGGAAUUCGUGCGCGUCGGGUACUACCAGAACACCGAAUACGAUAACGAGGAGAUGAAGGAGAACCCACCACCCAAGAUCCUAUUUGAGAGGCUGGUCAGGGAUAUCAGUACCAAACCCCGUGUGACGCGUUUCCAGAUUAAAUGGGAUACUGCUGUCAAGGUGGCUGCAGGCGCCGCUGCCUCUGCGCCUGUACCCUCGGCGGACGAUCUUGACACCAAGAUGGACGAAGAUCCUGCCCCAGUGAACGGUGCCUAGCCGUUUCCCGGCCCCUCUCUGCCAUGUACUUUUGCUAUGUGCUUUGGUUUCUUGCUUGUCUUGUAAUUUAUCUGCUAUCUGCUGUCCAUUAAUGCUCAACCCGUGUACCCUCUUAGGUUUGAAUGUGCAUGCCGCCGUCUUAACCC
Messenger RNA from Coprinopsis cinerea okayama7#130, 781 nucleotides. RefSeq names its product histone chaperone ASF1. Gene Ontology annotation, biological process: DNA replication-dependent chromatin assembly. The record is from RefSeq and is a predicted model, not a curated record. Bases 69 to 635 code for a protein of 188 amino acids. Gene Ontology annotation, cellular component: nucleus. NCBI's taxonomy places the organism in Eukaryota, Fungi, Basidiomycota, Agaricomycetes, Agaricales, Psathyrellaceae. The transcript has 4 exons. Gene Ontology annotation, molecular function: histone binding.